GCGUGCGGCGGCCCCGAGGAGGCGAGCCCCGGCCCCAGCCCUCAGCCGGGCGCCCCCACGGAGCGGCGGACGCAGGCGGGGCGCGGGGGGCCCGGCGGGCGAGGGAGGGCGGAGGCUCAUUACCAUACAGCUGGGGACGCUCCCCCUGCGCCCCGCGGGACCGCGCGUCGGGCCGGCACACGCCCACCCAGCCCGGGCCCGAGGGAGCGGCGCGGAGGACGCCGCCGGGCGAGGGGCAGCUCCGGCGCGAGAUGCGGGCCCAGGCCUCAUGCUCCGCCGGGCGCCACGGGGAGGCUUUGCGGAGCUCCGGGCGGGAGGAGAGCCAAGUUCCCCAGCUCUGCUUUCGCUUUCCCGGCCCGGCUCGCUCCACCUGCUCGAGGGCAGCAGGCGGCCGACUCGCGGACAGGCGGCGUUGCGAGUGAGCGGGCGAGCAAGCAGCGGCGGGUGGCGGGAGCGCCCCAGGGAAUGGCACUCCCGUCGGGGCUCGCCUCGAGCUGGGCGCUGCUGCUGCUCGCAGCGCUCUGUCAGCAGCGCGCAUUGGGCUCCGGCGUCUUCCAGCUGCAGCUGCAGGAGUUCGCCAACGAGCGCGGCGUGCUAGCCAGCGGGCUCCCGUGCCAGCCGGGCUGCCGCACCUUCUUCCGCGUCUGCCUAAAGCACUUCCAGGCGGUCGUCUCGCCCGGACCCUGCACCUUCGGCAGCGUCUCCACGCCUGUGCUGGGCACCAACUCCUUCGUCCUGCGGGAAGACAACACCCGCGGCGGGCGCAACCUUGUCCAGCUGCCCUUCAACUUCACCUGGCCGGGCACCUUCUCGCUCAUCAUCGAAGCCUGGCACGCUCCCGGAGACGACCUGCGUCCAGAAAUGCUGCCUGCGGAUGCCCUCAUCAGCAAGAUGGCCGUCCAGGGCUCCCUUCCUGUGGGCCAGAAUUGGCUCCUUGAUGAGCAGACCAGCCCCAUCUCAAGGCUGCGCUACUCUUACCGGGUAAUCUGCAGUGACCACUACUAUGGAGACAGCUGCUCACGCCUGUGCAGGGAUCGUGACGACCACUUCGGCCACUACAAAUGCCAGCCAGAUGGCAGUUUGUCAUGCCUGCCUGGUUGGACGGGAGAAUACUGUGAAGAACCCAUCUGUCUCUCUGGCUGCCAUGAACAGAAUGGCUACUGCAGCAAGCCGGCUGAGUGCAGCUGCCGCCCGGGCUGGCAGGGUCCCCUGUGCAAUGAGUGCAUCCCCCACAAUGGCUGUCACCACGGCACCUGCAGCAUCCCCUGGGAAUGUAACUGUGACGAGGGCUGGGGAGGCCUAUUCUGUGACCAAGAUCUCAACUACUGUACCCACCACUCCCCAUGCAAGAAUGGGGCAACAUGCUCCAACAGUGGGCAGAGGAGCUACACCUGCACUUGCCGCCCUGGCUACACUGGCAUUGACUGUGAGUUGGAGCUCAGCAAGUGUGAGAGCAACCCCUGUCGCAAUGGAGGCAGCUGUAAGGACCAGGAUGGCAGCUACCGAUGCCUGUGCCCCCCAGGCUACUAUGGCCGGCACUGUGAGCACAGCACCCUGAGCUGCACCGACUCCCCCUGCUUCAAUGGGGGCUCCUGCCAGGAGCGCAGCCAGGGGGCAAGCUAUACCUGUGAGUGCCCUCCCAACUUCACCGGCUCCAACUGCGAGAAGAAAGUGGACAGGUGCACUAGCAAUCCGUGUGCCAAUGGAGGCCAGUGCCUUCUCCGAGGCCCAACUCACCUGUGCCGCUGCCGUCCGGGCUUCACAGGCACCCACUGCGAGCAUGCCAGCAGCUGCUCCCACAGCUCCUGCGCCAAUGGUGGCACCUGUCAUGAAUUGGAACAUGGGCCAGUAUGUACCUGCCCCACUGGCUUCUCUGGCCACCGCUGCGAGGCACGGGUGCCCAGUGGAGCUUGCACCUUGGAGCCCUGCCUCAACGGAGCUACCUGCUACCCCAGCGUCUCUCCAGACAGCUUUGUCUGCAACUGUGCCUAUGGCUUUGCGGGCAGCCGCUGUGAAUUCCCUGUGAGCCUGCCAGCCAGCUUCCCCUGGGUAGCCGUCUCACUGGGUGUGGGGCUAGUGGUUGUGCUGGUGCUGCUGGGCAUGGUAGCUGUAGCCGUGCGACAGCUCCGACUCCGACGUCCAGACGACAGUGGCCGGGAAGCCAUGAACAACCUAUCAGACUUCCAGAAGGACAACCUGAUCCCUGCUGCCCAGCUCAAGAACACUAACCAGAAGAGGGAGCUGGAGGUGGACUGUGGCCUGGACAAGUCCAAUUGUGGCAAACAGCAGAAUCACACACUGGACUACAAUCUGGCCCCAGGCCUUCUGGGCAGGGGUGCCACGCUGGGGAAGUAUGUGCACAGUGACAAGAGCUUAGGGGAGAAAGCUCCACUGCGGUUACACAGUGAAAAGCCAGAGUGUCGGAUAUCAGCGAUAUGCUCCCCCAGGGACUCCAUGUACCAGUCCGUGUGCUUGAUAUCAGAAGAGAGGAAUGAAUGUGUCAUUGCCACGGAGGUAUAAGGCAGGAGCCUCUCCAGGAAACCCCAUUUUUGCCGCCGUUGCGGGACCUUCCUUCUGCACUGUUUACAUUGCACCCUGGAUGGACUUUCCAGAUGCAGCGUGCUGCUCCCGGGAGGAAGAGGACCUGGCCUGGGCUGGACAGACUGUGAACCUGCCAAGAGACUUAGUACCCUGCCACAGUGCAGGGUGUCCAAUCCGCCUCAGAGUGGCAGUAGUACUGGCCAAGGGACGAGGUCAGGAGAGUAGCCCUUUGGCCCUGGCCUGCCAGCAGUGGCCUUCAGGAGCCAGCUGUGCUCUGGCCUGUUUCCAGAGGGAGUGGCUGUGGCCCAGUGGGGCUUAGAGCUUUAGUGGCCCUCAUGGGCAUCUGUGUUUCCAAAAGUGCCUUUGACCCAGGCACUGGUCCAAACCAGAAAGGCGAGAGAAAGCUAGCAAGGUUAGAGCUGGUUGUCUGGGGGCCUGAAAGUAGCAGUAGGGAGGCUCCUGGCUGGAGCUGCCCUGCAGGUGAGGUGAGCACUGAAGGGGAGGAGCACUUUCUGCCCCAGUCACCUGACUACUGCUUGUGGGUCUGGCUGGCACCACCUGCCCAAGAGUUUCCAGUUUUUGACUAGGGUGUCUCAGGCUUGUGGGAACAAGGCACUGGGAUGCUCAGGGCAGUCCUUUUGCAGGACAGGAGGAGGAAUUGGGUGCUGUCACCUCCUAGGCACUUUCCUCCCCACAGUCUGCUCCUGGGUUCUGUCCUUCCACCCCCAUGCUCACUACUGCCCCCAGUCCACCCUUGAAGCCCCUUUUCAGAAAUCAAUAAUAUGAGUUUUUUUUUGGGGGGCGUAGUCUAUUUUGGAGUGUAGUAUUUCAGUAAUUUAAAAAUCAGAAGCACUGACCUUUCUACAUUUUAUAACAUUAUUUUGUAUAUAAUGUGUAUUUAUAAUACGGAACAGAAGUGUACAGGAGUUUAUUA
Molecule: messenger RNA, 3475 nt
Organism: Erinaceus europaeus (western European hedgehog)
Lineage: Eukaryota; Metazoa; Chordata; Mammalia; Eulipotyphla; Erinaceidae
Gene: DLL4
Product: delta like canonical Notch ligand 4
Exons: 12
Coding region: 466-2520 (684 amino acids)
Biological process (GO): multicellular organism development; heterophilic cell-cell adhesion; establishment or maintenance of epithelial cell apical/basal polarity
Cellular component (GO): plasma membrane; protein-containing complex
Molecular function (GO): calcium ion binding
Source: RefSeq, a predicted model, not a curated record